AUGAGUUGCUCAGCAGACCCUUUCCAUCUUCCUUCUAAUUCUACAAUGAUACAAACACAAUCAUUGGAUCCAACACCUUCUAAUUAUUAUCAAAAUAUUCAACAUUCACAAACAUUCCAACAAAGAAUUAUUGGGAAUGGGGGUGGGGGAAUGCAUAAUCAACAACAGCCUUCAACAGCUUCUUCCCAUCAAUUUAUUCAACCCAAUUAUGAAGCUCCCAAUCAUUUACACGGUCUUUCCUCGAUGACAGUUUGUCCCAUGGAUCAACAACAGAAUCAAUUAUUCUCUUCCGAUCCCUCAGUUCAUCACCAACAUCAUCAUCAUUGGUUAUCAAUUAACAAUUCUUCUUCAGUACUUCCUUCGCCUUCCACAGUAAUUGGAGGAGGAAAUGACGGAGGAUUCCCUUCUCAUUUAGUUGAUUUUUAUGGAAAUCCUAAUUUAAAUAACCACCAAAUAAUCCCUUUAAAAGAAGAACAACAACCAACAAACGAAAUUCAAAAUAAUUCAACAUUUCCAAUGUCCUCUAAUAAUAACCCUCCCCCUCCUUCCUCCUCAAAUAAUUCUUUUAUUGUAAAUACACCCUCUACAAUACCUAAACAAGUUAAAAAACGCGGUCCUAGUAAGUUUUUCUAUUAA
Molecule: messenger RNA, 636 nt
Organism: Meloidogyne enterolobii
Lineage: Eukaryota; Metazoa; Nematoda; Chromadorea; Rhabditida; Meloidogynidae
Source: the annotation of a GenBank genome assembly